Molecule: messenger RNA, 870 nt
Organism: Suillus subalutaceus
Lineage: Eukaryota; Fungi; Basidiomycota; Agaricomycetes; Boletales; Suillaceae
Product: ras family-domain-containing protein
Exons: 7
Coding region: 117-764 (215 amino acids)
Biological process (GO): signal transduction
Cellular component (GO): plasma membrane
Molecular function (GO): GDP binding; GTP binding; GTPase activity
Source: RefSeq, a predicted model, not a curated record
UAAUUGCCCGUGGAAGUUGGCUCAUCAUUCCAUCUGGUAUCACAAAACUAUCCUCCCUUGUGAUUAGGCAAGUUCUUUUCAGGUCGUAAAAAUCUCUCUUAUUUACUUAACGAACUAUGUCGAGGGCGCAGUUCUUGAGGGAAUACAAGCUGGUAGUUGUCGGUGGCGGUGGUGUCGGUAAAUCUGCCCUCACUAUCCAAUUCAUUCAAAGUCACUUCGUCGACGAAUACGACCCAACAAUCGAGGACUCGUACCGCAAGCAAUGCGUUAUUGACGAAGAGGUCGCGUUGCUCGACGUCCUCGACACCGCUGGUCAGGAGGAAUAUGGAGCUAUGCGCGAGCAAUACAUGCGCACUGGUGAAGGCUUCCUCCUCGUCUACUCUAUCACCUCCCGUGAUUCUUUCGAGGAAAUUAGCACUUUCCAUCAACAGAUACUUCGUGUGAAAGACCAGGAUUCGUUCCCUGUCAUCGUUGUGGCUAACAAGUGCGAUCUUGAGUAUGAGCGACAAGUUGGAAUGAAUGAGGGCCGUGACCUUGCAAAGCACUUUGGAUGCAAGUUCAUCGAGACAUCGGCUAAGCAGCGCAUCAACGUCGACGAGGCAUUCAGCAACCUCGUCCGCGAGAUAAGAAAGUACAACAAGGAGCAACAAACAGGCAGACCUGUCAUGGCCAACUCCGGUGGCGGCGGACCUGGCGUCUACAGUGGCAAAGACGCCAAUGAAGGCGAUCAUGGCGGAUGCUGCAGUGGUUGUGUGGUCGUAUGAGAGCAUCCAUAUACCUACCCUUCCUUUCUUUCCGGACACACUUUUCUAUUCCUCGCGCUCCCUGCUGGAUGACUCAUGGGCUUCUUGUCGAACUUUGUAUGAUCUU